Coccomyxa subellipsoidea C-169 is the source of this 2790-nucleotide messenger RNA. Its product is annotated as ARM repeat-containing protein. Gene Ontology annotation, molecular function: small GTPase binding; nuclear import signal receptor activity. The transcript has 18 exons. Lineage: Eukaryota; Viridiplantae; Chlorophyta; Trebouxiophyceae; Coccomyxaceae. The record is from RefSeq and is a predicted model, not a curated record. Gene Ontology annotation, cellular component: nucleus; cytoplasm. Gene Ontology annotation, biological process: protein import into nucleus. Bases 1 to 2790 code for a protein of 929 amino acids.
AUGCCACAAGAGAGUUCUUGGCGGCCGCAAGAGGCGGGCGUCCAUCAGAUCUGUUACCUCUUGGCCCAGGUUCAGAAGCCUGGAACUGAUCAGGGACAGAUCUUACAACAAUUGGACCAAUGCAAAAGUUAUCCAGACUUCAACAACUAUCUGGCAUUCAUAUUUGCGCAAGGGGAUAGCUUGCCGAUUGAGGUGCGGCAGAGCGCGGGGCUGUUGCUGAAGAACAACUUGAAGGACCACUAUGCAGCAACCACAGAGGAGUUUCGCAAAUACAUCAAGGUGGGCAAGACUUAUACUUGCCUUCCAUGCUUCGGAGUCCCCAGCAAGCCCUUGCGGCAUGUUGUCGGCACAAAUGUGGCGGUAAUAGUGGGUGUGGGCGGGAUGCCCACAUGGCCGGAGCUGCUCAUGUCGAUAGUGCAGUGCCUGGAGAGCAAUGACCCCAAUGCCUUGGAGGGAGCGCUUGAUGCACUGUACAAGAUCUGUGAGGAAGCCCCUGUACAAAUGGAGAGCGAGGUGCCCAGCGAGCCGGCUGGCACCUCGCAGCGGCCCUCCAAUGUGCUUGUGCCGCGCCUGCUGGCCCUCUUCGCAUCCCCCUACGAGGAUGCCAAGUGCCUCUCGGUGUCCAUCAUGAACCUGCUGGCUGGAGGAUCUCCUUCAGUCCUCGCUGAACACAUGGACAGUCUGCAUGUGCGCAGGUAUCUUGCUGGGCUGUUUGCGCUGGCGCAUGAUCCUAGCAGCGAGGUUAGGAAGCCAGUGUGCACGGGCCUGGUGCAGCUGCUGCAUCUGCAGCCGGAGCGCCUGGUGCCGCACAUGCAUGAGAUCAUUGAGUACAUGCUCGAAUCCACCCAGAGCGGGGAUGAGGGGGUGGCUCUGGAGUCUUGCGAAUUCUGGUCAGCAUUUUGCGAGGCGGCUGUGUCUCAACCAGAGACACUUAGCCCAGAUGUGUUGCGGCCAUUCCUGGGCAGACUUGUUCCAGUGCUCCUGAAGAACAUGGUGUAUGACGAAUAUGACGAGGAAGUUGCUAAUGUGGAGGCAGCUGAAGAGGCUGCAAACAGUGGCAUUGUAGUAGAGGACAAGGAUGCAGAGAUCAAGCCCUUCCUUCCCAAGGGAGCCACAAGGGGUGAGGAAGGGGGUGAGGAUGACGAUGAUGGGGAGGAGGUGAACAGAUGGAACCUGCGCAAAUGCAGCGCGGCUGGGUUGGACGUUCUCUCCACAGUCUUUGGAGACGAGCUGCUGCCCAUCGUGCUGCCCAUCGUCGAGCAGAGACUCCGGGUGAGCUGUUGUCUUCCUGUGCGGCAGGAGGAGGAUUGGAGGGAGAGGGAGAGCGCGAUUCUGGCGCUGGGGGCGAUCUCGGAGGGCUGUGUGAGCGGCCUGCUGGGGCACCUGGCGGAGAUGGUGGGCGUGCUACUGCCCAAGCUGCUGGACGGGCGGCCCCUCGUGCGCAGCAUCACCUGCUGGGCGCUCUCGCGCUACUCCCACUGGGUCGUCCAGGCCGGCGCCGAGCACAACGGCCCCGGCCAGCAGCAGUUUGACACCGUCAUCGCGGGGCUGCUGACGCGGGUGCGGGAUAACAACAGGCAUGUGCAGGAGGCGGCCUGCAGCGCGCUGGCAACGCUGGAGGAGGUGGCCGGCCCCGAGCUGCUGCCACGGCUGCCGGCCAUCCUCAAAACCGUGGCCGCCGCGCUGUCCAUGUACGGGCGCAAGAACCUGCGUAUCCUGUACGACGCCAUCAGCACGCUCGCCGACGCCGUUGGCAACGCUCUAGCAGAGCCGGCGGCGAUGCAGAUCCUGAUGCCGCCCCUGCAGGAGAAGUGGACUGCGAUUGCUGACAACGACCGCGAUCUGCUGCCCCUCUUCGAAUGCUUCACCUCCCUAGCGCAGGCCCUAUGCAGCGCGUACGAGCCCUACGCGCAGGCGACCUUUGACAGGUGCAUGAAGAUCCUGACGAUGCAGCUGCACGCGCGCAGCGCAGCGGCCAACGGGCAGGCGCCGGCGAUCGAGCCGGAGCGCGAGUUCAUCAUCUGCUCCCUGGACCUCAUCAGCGGCCUCGCCGAGGGCAUGGGCCCUGCCAUGGAGGCGCUCGUAGCCCACUCCACCCUGCGCAACAUGCUUGUGCAGUGCUGCCAGGAUGUGUCGGCGGAUGUGCGGCAGAGUGCGUUUGCUCUGGUGGGCGACCUGGCCAAGGUGGCGCCCUCCCACUUUGCGCCCUCCAUAGGAGACCUGCUGGCACUGGGCAUCGCCAACCUGCAGCCGGCCAUGCUGCGCCAGGAGAGCAUGUCCGCCUGCAACAACGCCUGCUGGUCCCUUGGCGAGAUAGCGGUGAAGCUGAAGCCGGAGGAGCUGGCGCCGUUUGCGACGGGGAUCGUGGAGCGCCUGGUCCCCAUCUUGCAGAACAUGAACUCCAUGCCGCGCUCCAUCGUCGAAAACAGUGCGAUAACGCUGGGGCGGGUGGCGUGGGUGUGCCCUGGGCAGCUGGCGCCGCACCUGGGCCACUUCAUGGGCCCCUGGUGCAGCGCCCUGCGCAGCAUCCGCGACGACGUGGAGAAGGAGCACGCCUUCCUCGGCCUCUGCGCCCUCCUGCGCAUCAACCCCGAGGCGGCGCUGGGUUCAUGGGUGCCGCUGUGCGAGGCAGUGGCGUCGUGGCGCAUGAUCCAGGACGAGGGUCUCCGCAACGAGAUCAAUGUCAUCAUGCAGGCCUUCCGGGCAAACCUGGUGACUCAGUGGGACCAGUACUGGGGGGCCCUGGAUGUGCCUGUGCGGGAGAAGCUGGGGAUCAUGUGCGGCUUGUGA